This is a messenger RNA of Macaca mulatta (Rhesus monkey), 1874 nucleotides long. The record is from RefSeq and is a predicted model, not a curated record. Lineage: Eukaryota; Metazoa; Chordata; Mammalia; Primates; Cercopithecidae.
CUUUGGUUUACAAAAUCUUUAGAUUCUUAGCUUUCAACUGCGUUUUCAAAGAGCCCAGCAAUGGAUCUCUUCAUCAUCCUGGUGAUUUGUCUUUCUUGUCUGAUUCUUCUUUCUCUGUGGAACCGAAGCUAUGCCAAAGGGAAGCUUCCACCUGGCCCAACUCCUCUCCCCGUUAUUGGAAAUAUUCUACAGUUAAAUACUAAGAACAUCAGCAAAUCCAUAAGCAUGCUAGCAAAAGAUUAUGGCCCUGUGUUCACUGUUUAUUUUGGCAUGAAGCCCACCGUGGUGUUACAUGGAUACGAAGCAAUUAAGGAAGCACUGAUUGAUCAGGGAGAAGUAUUUUCUGGCCGAGGGAGUUUUCCAGUGAUAGAAAAAAUUACCCAAGGAUUCGCAUCUCCCUGUGAUCCCACUUUUCUUCUGGGUUGUGUUCCCUGCAAUGUCAUCAGCUCCAUCAUUUUCCAGAAUCGUUUUGAUUACAGGGAUCAGAAAUUUCUAACCUUGAUGAAGUAUUUUAAUGAAAACUUUGAAACUGUGAGCAGCCCCUGGAUACAGCUCUACAAUGCUUUCCCCUUUUUACGGGUUCUCCCAGGAAGUCAUAAUGUGAUAUUUAAAAAUUUUGCUCUCCAAAGAAGUUUUAUUUUGGAGAAAGUAAAAGAACAUCAGGAAUCUCUGGACAUCAAUAACCCUCGAGACUUUAUUGACUAUUUUCUGAUUCGAAUGGAAAAGGAAAAACACAAUAAAGAGUCUGAAUUUACCAUGGACAACUUGGUUGCUACUAUAUGGGAUAUGUUUAGUGCAGGAACAGAGACAACAAGCACCACAAUGAGAUAUGGACUGUUGCUCCUGCUGAAGCACCCUGAGAUCUCAGCUAAAGUGCGGGAAGAAAUUGAUCAUGUGGUCGGCAAAAACCGAAGUGUCUGCAUGCAGGACAGAAGCCGGAUGCCCUACACGGAUGCUGUGGUGCAUGAGAUCCAGAGAUAUAUUGACCUCACCCCCACCAGUUUGCCCCAUGCAGUGACUCAAGACAUUCGGUUUAGAGAAUAUCUUAUUCCAAAGGGCACAACAAUCUUAACAGAUCUGACUUCUGUCCUGUACGAUGACAAGGAAUUUCCCAAUCCAGAGAAGUUUGACCCUGGCCACUUCCUGGACGAAAGUGGCAACUUUAAAAAGAGUGAUUAUUUCAUGGCUUUUUCAGCAGGAAAAAGAAUUUGUGCUGGAGAAGGCCUGGCCCGCAUGGAGCUGUUUUUAAUCCUGACCACCAUUUUGCAGAAUUUUACCUUGAAACCUCUGGUUGAUCCAAAGGAUAUUGACACCACCCCAGUUCACAAAGGCUUUGGCACUAUACCACCCUUCUAUGAGCUUUGUUUCAUCCCAGUCUGAUGAAGUGUCUGGCUGCUAGAUUGCAGAGCAAGGCUGUUCAGUCCCAUGUGAAAAAUGCAGAUGUUUCCUUGCCUGUGUGUCAACCAUUAUCUCUCCUAUCUUAAUAGGAAGAAGGCCAUCUCUGAGCCCUAUCUCUUUUGAUUGUAUCCUUCCUUCAAAAUCCAUUCCAAUUUUCCCUGUAUGAAAGAAAAUUUAUUGUUUCAUUUCCAAUAAAAUUAUGUUUGUAACACAAUCUUAAGAUCAUAUGCUACAUUUUAUCUGUAGUCAUAUGAAAUGGAAAGCACCCUAUAAAUGCCAUAUUUUGCUUUGCUACCACAAAUGAGAAAUCAGAAAUUAUUGCGUGAGAUUUUAAAAAAAUGUUGAAAGUAUUAAAACAUGAGCUUUAUUAAUCUCUCACUCCUAUCUACCUGUCUAGGCAAAUGAUCUCUUGACAGAUUAGCUUGUAUACUUUCUUUUUUCCCCCGUGGCUAUUAAAAUAUAAUUACAUGUACAUA